Molecule: messenger RNA, 1272 nt
Organism: Ruditapes philippinarum (Manila clam)
Lineage: Eukaryota; Metazoa; Mollusca; Bivalvia; Venerida; Veneridae
Exons: 3
Coding region: 6-725 (239 amino acids)
Source: RefSeq, a predicted model, not a curated record
AUAACAUGUAUCUGAUAAUUUUAGUUUUGUUUAUUUCUUUCAGAAAUGGACUCUGUCUUUCAUUCAUUACUAAAUACAAAAGAAUUGAAUCACUAGAUAAUCAGAUAUGUCAGGCGGGCAACAUUAUGUUUGAUGUAAAGAACAUUAAAAGCAUUGGUGAAUGUUCCUUAUUAUGUUCUAGCCGUGGGGAAUGUGAGAGCAUAUCGUUUAAGCAGUCUACGUUACAAUGUAUCGGAUGUGACAACCAGAUUAUUAAUAACAGUGUAAUGGACAUUUUUGAUGGUUCCGAGUUCUACAAAAAAGAAAGGUGUCCUGAUGCUGAUGGUUUUAUCCAACCGGAAAUGACAUUUCGACUGAAAUUCUAUGACGGGACAUUUUCACAAGAAGACGCUCAGUAUGUGUGUGGAAAUGCGUUGAAUGGACGCCUUGCGGUCAUUGAUGCAGAAUGGAAACUGAAAACAAUUUCAAACAUGUUGAUGUCCUGCUCUGGUUACACUACAUCUGAUCACUACUGGGCAGAUGGUUUCUGUGACACUGGUUCCAACUUACCGGUAUGGAAAUUUACAGACGGGCAGGACAUCCCUAUGACGCAGACGACAUUGUGGAAAUUGAAUGCACCUAGCGGAUGCAAUUCUCAUUGUCUAUUACUUACCGAUGAUGGGGACAUGUACAGAUUUAACAAUAACAAUUGUGUUGCCUUAAAUAAGUUCAUUUGUGAAUAUUGAGUUUUUGUAAUGCAUAAAGUUUCGCAGGUGAUGAAAACGUACACAUGAAAAUAGCUUAUGUCGCCUUAUCUAUACACUAAAUUUACUUUAUUAAACAAACAGAAUCUUCAUUACGGGUAUUUCAACUAUUUGUUGUUAUAUAUCAAAUAAUGAUAGAAAUGAUAGAAAUGCUAUUGGACCAUUUUCUAUUCCCACGAAAGUAACCCGUUCAUGAACUACAAUUUGAUGCAGUGUUCUUCAAGAAAUUUUUGUCGUUGUGUUCAGAAUUGUUAAAUGAUAAAGAAAUCUUCCUUAAACAGAAUCAAAACAACACUAUUUAAUAUACAAACACUUUUUUGAGUUUGGCUAUGAAUGGGUGUUACCUCGGUCAAACCUUCACUGGUCAACAUGUCCAAUUGUCCACAAUUAUAACACAUAGUUUGAACACCAUCAUAUGUACUUCUACACCUAUGUUGUUUUUGUGACAGUAGUAUUAAUAGAGUCAAAGUAUUUUUCACAUUUACCGUUUUCAACACACCAGUGUUUUAUAUACUUUAUGCUUGAUUUA